Molecule: messenger RNA, 2121 nt
Organism: Aspergillus alliaceus
Lineage: Eukaryota; Fungi; Ascomycota; Eurotiomycetes; Eurotiales; Aspergillaceae
Product: glutamate dehydrogenase
Exons: 2
Coding region: 361-1737 (458 amino acids)
Cellular component (GO): cytosol
Molecular function (GO): L-glutamate dehydrogenase (NADP+) activity
Source: RefSeq, a predicted model, not a curated record
UUUGUCGCCUAGUCCCCUACCUUAAUUUCUAGAACGAAUCAUCGACUCGAAUGGCCCUCCACUCCUACUAUAUCCUCCCCCCGUCGGGCAUUCCCACCCUCUCUCUUCGUCCGACUCCGGCUCAGCGGUCGCCGCCCUCCGCUGACAUCUGCCUGAACAUAAAUUCCCUUCCCUUCUCUCCCCAACUUCUUUCCCUCUUUCUCUUCGUUCUUCACUCCCCAGACUUCUCACCUCCUUUACCUCUCAUCUAUUCUUAAUUUGUCGUGACUCAGGUCUAUUGACAGUUGUUGUGUCCUUAUCGCUAUCUGAUAAGCCCCUCACUUCACAUUCACAUCUUCCCAUUCAAAUACUCUUUUCAAGAUGUCCAACCUUCCUGUUGAGCCAGAGUUCGAGCAGGCCUACAAGGAGCUCGCCUCUACCCUUGAGAACUCCACUCUCUUCCAGAAGAACCCUGAAUACCGCAAGGCUCUCGCCGUCGUCUCCGUCCCCGAGCGUAUCAUCCAGUUCCGUGUCGUUUGGGAGGAUGACAACCACCAGGUUCAGGUGAACCGUGGGUUCCGUGUUCAGUUCAACUCCGCUCUCGGUCCCUACAAGGGUGGUCUUCGCUUCCACCCCUCCGUCAACCUUUCCAUCCUCAAGUUCCUAGGUUUCGAGCAGAUCUUCAAGAAUGCUCUCACCGGUCUGAACAUGGGUGGCGGUAAGGGUGGUUCCGACUUCGACCCCAAGGGCAAGUCCGACAACGAAAUUCGCCGCUUCUGUGUUGCUUUUAUGACUGAGCUUUGCAAGCACAUUGGUGCCGACACUGACGUCCCCGCUGGUGAUAUCGGUGUCACCGGCCGUGAGGUCGGUUUCCUCUUUGGCCAGUACCGCAAAAUCCGCAACCAGUGGGAGGGUGUUCUCACCGGUAAGGGUGGUACCUGGGGUGGUUCUCUGAUCCGUCCUGAGGCCACUGGUUACGGUGUUGUCUACUACGUCGAGCACAUGAUCAAGCACGCCACUGAGGGCAAGGAAUCCUUCGCCGGCAAGCGCGUCGCCAUCUCCGGCUCCGGUAACGUCGCCCAGUACGCCGCCCUCAAGGUCAUUGAGCUCGGCGGUUCCGUCGUCUCUCUGUCCGACAGCAAGGGCUCCCUUAUCGUCAACGGCGAGGACAGCUUCACCGCCGAGGAAAUCAACGUCAUCGCCCAGAUCAAGGUCGACCGCAAGCAGAUCUCUGAGAUCGCCAGCACCGAGGCCUUUGCCACCAAGUUCAAGUACAUCCCCGGUGCCCGUCCUUGGACCCACGUCGGCAAGGUCGACAUUGCCCUCCCUUCCGCUACCCAGAAUGAAGUCUCUGGCGAGGAGGCCCAGGCCCUCAUUGACGCUGGCUGCAAGUUCAUCGCCGAAGGUUCCAACAUGGGUUCCACCCAGGAUGCCAUCGACAUCUUCGAGGCCCACCGUGAGGCCAACAAGGGUGCUUCCGCCAUCUGGUACGCCCCCGGCAAGGCCGCCAACGCCGGUGGUGUCGCUGUCUCUGGUCUCGAGAUGGCCCAGAACUCUGCUCGCAUCAGCUGGACCACUGAGGAAGUCGAUACUCGUCUCAAGGGCAUCAUGGAGGACUGCUUCAAGAACGGUCUCGAGACUGCUAUCGAGUACGCUACUCCUGCCGAGGGAGUCCUUCCUUCCCUCGUCACCGGUAGCAACAUUGCUGGUUUCACCAAGGUUGCUGCUGCCAUGAAGGACCAGGGUGACUGGUGGUAAACAUUUCGGAAGCAAAAAGAAAAGUUUUCUCUUUGUCCACCUCUUUUUCUUUGAUUGACAUUUCCAUUGAUACCUCAGUUUUAUGAUGAUGAUCCAUUUUGGUUUCAGCGCGGUUGGUUGAUAGAGGCGCCGGUGUUUCGUUUUCUUUUUUUUUUUUGCCAUUUUUAAUCCGUCAUGAUCCUAAACAUGAUUUGAUGCGUGGCAUAUAAGCAUGAUUUAUGAAUAAACAUUAUAUUUUUUUAAAAAUCUUUCCUGUAAAAAAAAACUCUUCUAGCACAUCUCUUACCUGGGGCCAACUGUAGGAAUGCUUGAACAAAUCCAAGGUUCACCACUAAUUUUCUCUUUACAUAGCUAAUGCACCAAACAUUUCAUCCUAGUGAUUAU